AAGAAGUGAUCUGGUUCUGGGGGGGGGAACUAGCCCAGAAACCUGGCAUCGCUGUGUCCUGCAACAGUUCAGUGGCUGCUGCAAGAUUGGAGUAGACCCUUUGAAAAUAAAGCUCCAGAAUGGGUUCCCAGAAGCCGUUGUUGUGCGAUUGGCUUAUUGAGCAGAUAAACAGUGGGCUGUACCCUGGCCUCUAUUGGCUGAAUGCGGAGAGAACUCGAUUCCAGAUCCCCUGGAAACAUCACUCGAGGCACGACGUUUCUGAAGAUGACUUCAAAAUAUUUGAGGCUUGGGCGAUAGCAAGUGGCCGAUAUAAGCCAGGGAUUGAUGUUCGUGACCCUAUUGUAUGGAAGAGAAACUUUCGCAGUGCUCUGAAUCGGAAGAAGCAUUUUCACCGCGUGGUUGACAGUAGGAAUAAUUCUGAGAGACCUCACCUGAUUUAUGAGAUCCAGAGCAUUGGCCAGCAGAGUGGGGCCAGUGCCGAGGAGGAGAGUGAGGAAGUCAGUCCUGCCAUCGACAGCGCCAGCCCUGGACUCUCCUCGGGCUCAUCCCCAAACGUGCAGGGGACCCUGGAGAGCAGUUUGCGAGACAUGACGAUAUUCGACUGGGAGUCAGGGGGCGGUGGAGAAGGAACCAUGAUGGAAGUGGGAGCGGCCCCGUAUUCUUCCGACUGUGCUCUGGAUUAUGCUGUGGCUCCAAACAACCUGAGUCAAAUAGACCCCAGUGGCCAGCCCACUGCCGGUGCAGAUGCUGCCUGUGCGAUGCCACUUGCAGUCGAAGAUCCCAACAUGGUCAUCCCAAACGUUGGCGAGUUUCAAACACAGAUGAGGGGCUAUUUCCAGAAUGGACACUUCGCAACCGAGUUUGAGAUAACAAUCUACUAUCGUGGCAAGAGGGUGAAGGAGCAGACUUUGAAGAACAUCAAUGGAUUCCGACUGUUUUACACAUCGGAAUCUAAAUUCCCGUACCUGGAGGACCUCCAGUUCCCAGACGCAGCCUCCUGUUUGACUGACCAGCAACAAAUCGUGUACACAAAUGUGUUGUUGGAGGGGAUGGGCCAAGGGCUGACUGUGGAAGUGAACAAUAAUCAGAUCUGCGCGCAGAGACACGGGAGCUGUAGGGCCUUCUGGUCAAUGACGGAGCACCCCAGCAGUAAGGAACCUCGACAGAUCUCCAGCAGGGAGCUCACUGUCCUGUAUGGCCUGCCCCAGUUUCAUCAAGAACUGUGUGCCUUUCUGAACUCUGAGCGUGGCUCUCCGCAGUAUUCGAUUUGGCUAUGUUUCGGGGAGCUCUGGCCAGACUGUGGUGAUAGACCCUGGCAUAAGAAGAUGAUCAUGGUGCAGGUGACACCUAUAACCUUCAAGCUGUUACAUGAACUGGCACACGGAGUGGGAGCCUCCUCACUGAAUGGUGAUUCUAUAAACCUCGAGCUUUCUGACCCCCUCUCCUCCUCCAGCCUCCUGUCUAUACUGGAACAGUGCAUGGAUGUCGAGUACACAGACAGUACCUCCCUUGGACAACUGGUCUCUGAUGACCAUUGCGGUGACAAGAGGGAGUGACUGUAUCGAAAUAAACACAUUAAUCCAGAGA
Molecule: messenger RNA, 1587 nt
Organism: Chiloscyllium plagiosum (whitespotted bambooshark)
Lineage: Eukaryota; Metazoa; Chordata; Chondrichthyes; Orectolobiformes; Hemiscylliidae
Product: interferon regulatory factor 3-like
Biological process (GO): immune system process; regulation of transcription by RNA polymerase II
Cellular component (GO): nucleus
Molecular function (GO): RNA polymerase II cis-regulatory region sequence-specific DNA binding; DNA-binding transcription factor activity, RNA polymerase II-specific; protein binding
Source: RefSeq, a predicted model, not a curated record